UUUUUUUUUUAAUCUUUAAUGUAUUCUUCAAUUUCUUUUCGUCAAGAUUUACUUGAUAAUUUAUAUAAUGUCUUGAAAGAUCCUUUAAAAUAUGGCGAUAAAUUUCUUUUACAGAUUACGAGAACACCUCAAGAUGGUUUAGUGCCUGUCAGUUUACUACAUGAUAUGGCCAGAGUACUAAAUCAUGUCCCUUUAGAAUAUAUCAAAUAUUGUAUACCUCUUGAUAUUUAUCACAGAUUCAGAUGGAAUGUUGACGUUUCUCGUGUUGGAUUAAAGGAGAAUGAGCAUUAUUAUGAAACAGAUCCAUAUGGGUUCGCAAUUGAUGAUGAUAAUGACGUGCAAGAUAUACGAGAACAUGACCGUGUCUUACCUGUAAUCUAUGAUGAUGGCAAAUUUUAUAUUGAUAAUGAUCAUUCUAGAUUUCGAAAUACUAGUCAACACACAUCAUCACUCGAAUAUGAUGUUUUAAACAUCACUCCAUUAGGCCAGACAGAUAAUGAUAAUCAUAAUUCCAUUAGUUUAUCAACUGGUAAUACAUGCUUUAAUUGUGAUGAAUCAAAUCAUUCAGUUAAAGAUUGUCCGUAUCCUUAUAAUAAACAAAGGAUAGCAAGACGACGACAGGAACUACUUGUAACAACAAAGCGUCUUCAUGAAGUACUGGAACUAGAACAAAUAAAAACUUCUUUUAAGCCCGGUAUAAUAUCAGAUACAUUAAGAGAAGCACUAGGAAUUCAAAAAGAUGAAGACCCACCUUAUUAUACUCAAAUGAGAUGGUAUGGAUAUCCUCCUGGUUAUUUAGUAACAAAUUAUACAGAACAAAAGGCUCCAUGUCAAUUAAAGAUAUAUUACGACAGUCAUUAUGAAGUUGUUGUGGAUUCAAAGGAAGAAGAAAAGAUAGAAGAAGCUCAUACUGAAUUAGUGCAUUAUCCGGGACUAAAAUUUAUCAAUACAAGCCGUCUUGAUGAAUACAUUCAACCAGCGACAGCGGAUCAAUCGUCCUUAUUAGCAGAUCAACAAUACUGGUGGAACUCAUACUAUUAUCAACAGGAUUAUACAAACAAUCCGCUAGAGAGUGCUCAAACAGCAUAUGAGUCUUAUAUGAAACAUCAAUUACAACAGCAGGAACAACUUUAUCCUCCAGGAACCGAUUUUCAAUACGAGACUAUAACAUCAGAGUCAAGUUAUAAUAAAGCAAUAAUUGAAACACAAACAAUAGACCAAAACAAGCCUAAAUUAUCUAAUAAUGCGGAUGAUGAGACUGUCGAGAUGAAUAUUUCCGAUGAUGAUAUGGAUAUUUCAUCUGAUGAUGAUAUGUAAUUCUAAAAAAGGCAAAUAAAGUCACUAAGAUAAAUCCUCCCCCAUUUUUUACAAUC
Messenger RNA from Cokeromyces recurvatus, 1373 nucleotides. RefSeq lists its product as uncharacterized. The transcript is spliced from 2 exons. Gene Ontology annotation, molecular function: RNA binding; zinc ion binding. NCBI's taxonomy places the organism in Eukaryota, Fungi, Mucoromycota, Mucoromycetes, Mucorales, Mucoraceae. The record is from RefSeq and is a predicted model, not a curated record. Gene Ontology annotation, cellular component: catalytic step 2 spliceosome. The coding region runs from base 19 to 1317 and encodes 432 amino acids.